Suillus fuscotomentosus is the source of this 1485-nucleotide messenger RNA. RefSeq lists its product as uncharacterized. Lineage: Eukaryota; Fungi; Basidiomycota; Agaricomycetes; Boletales; Suillaceae. The record is from RefSeq and is a predicted model, not a curated record. The transcript has 6 exons. Bases 1 to 1485 code for a protein of 494 amino acids.
AUGGCCAUACCUGCGGAAGUAGCAAAUGACGCCUUGAAUGUCAUGCUUGCUGUUGUACAGACACUCAUGAAGCGGUGCAUCAAGGUGAAGGAUAGUGAUCCCGAGGCCUUAAGGCUGUCGGACGAGAUUGCCAGGCGCGUGGCAAAAGAUUUGAAACUAUACAGUGGGGAUGCUACAUCAUUCUCCCCACAGCUACUCUCAUUUGCCGCUGUUGUGAGACAGCACUCAAAGGGUGGCGCCUUUGAAAACGUUCCCGACUGGACCUCGGUCACCAAUGACGACCCACGGAUCAAGAGCCAUCCACGAUUUGAGAAGACUGUGGACUAUUGCCCCCCCUCCACACUCGACAUUCCUGCCAUCCCCACAGUGACUGAUAUUCCCGCUACUGUCCUGACAACACCGACCCUCAUUGUCCCGCCACCGACAGCCUCGACUCCACCAUCCAUGCCAUCCCACACGGACACGGGUAUCAUCGCCAAGCCAGUAUCGGAACCGAAACGACGGGUGCGAGUGCCCAAGAACCCGCCCCAUGUCGGUCGUCCAGCACAUCCGCCCCUAAGAUACCGACACUUGUAUUUUCCGGAGGCUGAGAGGGAACAGUGGAAGGUAGCUUCUGCUGCCGGUGAUAGCAAGAAGAGGAAGGCGGAAGAUGAAGAUACUGAUGGGGCCAUUGCGGUUGCCAACAAGAAGAGGAAGUUGAAGUCCGAUGUCGACAAAGAGCCAACAGGAGUCAUCUAUGUGAAACGAAAGGUGUCUAAGGGCUUGCCGCUCCAGAAAGUAGCUCCUGUCGCUACUGGCAAGGAUGCUCCACUAGUCGCAGCCAAAUCUUUCCGGGACUCAAAAACGCGGCCUGCAGAAUGGGGCUCCGAUUCUGAUGUCGCUACUCCGUGGCAGCAUUCCGUUCGUUACCACCCCCGACAGUGCGACAAGUGCGCCAAGUUGGACAUAGCCUGCCUUGUCCUCCCCGACAAGAAAUUCGGGCACACACGCCUGGCCUGCGCCAAUUGCGACACCAUGAAGAUCACGUGCGCAAUCGACGGCGUUGGUGUCCGGCAGAGGUUGCAAGGUAAGGCAGCGAAAGCUUCCUCUGACGCGCCCAAACGCCCCCACACACCCAAGUCCCGAGCCGUCUCGCAAACACUCGUGGCGCGUCCUUCCCGCUCUCAAUGGAGCAUUGUCAUAGAUGAAGGGGCGGAGCGAAAGCCCACGGAGGUCUUUCCGAGUCGAGCUGAAAAGCAGCCGGAACAUGGGCAAUCGUCUGCGCCGGCCAACCUACGCAAAUUAGAGCCCACAUCAAGAGAUAUCUUACAGGGCAUCCAGGACCUCGGUAGGAGAUUGGAUCUCCUCGCCACCAAUGAGCGGGUAGAAGCGUUGGAAGUCAGAGUGGGUUCGGUGGAGACCAACCUGCUCAAGCGGUUGGACGAGUUAGAGCAACGGCUCAACGAAUCCGAUGCCCGGUGGAACUCUUUGAAAUCCCUAGGAUAG